AUGAUAUUUGCAAUUUGUUUAUGCUUUCUAUUAACAGCUUAAUAUUAAUUCCCAUCAACUACUCUAUAUUUGAAUAAUUUAAGUUUAAGAAAAAUCAUAACAAUUAACGAAGCCUAAUUAUCUGAAGAGAGUUGUUUGACAUUUGGAAUAUGGACUAAAUACAAUCCAUUAAAUAUCAAAGCUUUUAAAGAUCAAACCGGAAUGUUUGAAAGUAACUGCUUUUAGUUAAUAAAUGUAAUGGAAUAUACAACCCAGAAUUUAAAUUUUAUUUAUUAUGUUUGUUUAGAUUAUUCUUAGAAAAGCAUAGUAAAGACCAUAUAAUUUGUUAACGAUCAAGAUGAAUAAAUUAAAUUUGAGAAAAAUGUAGAUAAUUAUUAAUAUGAGAACAUAUGGUAUCAAUUUUAAUUAAUUUCUUGGCCAAUAUUAAAGAGAGUAGAGUUUAUCAUUAUAUAAUCAGAAAUAACAAUAUUCAAAGAGGUUUUAAUGAAUAUGAAACCUUUCAAAGAAGAAACUUUAUUGUUUAUUUUCGGAGAGAGUUUGGAAGUACAAGAGUCUAAGAUUAGGUAAAUUGAAAAAGGAAAGCUUUUUUCUUUGUUUCCAGGAUCUAUUGUAGUUUAUGAUCCAUUGAUAGAUAUAAUCCCUUUAUAAUUUGACUUUGAGCAAGAAAUAAUUGAAGGAUAUUAUGGUUUAGAAUAAUGUAAUUGCGAAAACAAUGAAGAAGUUAAUUUAGAAGAUUAUGAUUUUAAUCUUCUUGAGGAAAAAAAUUAUAUUUCAGAACAUAUUAGUUGUGAUUUCUAUUCUUUAGGUGGAUGGUUAAGAGUAUCAGAUAUUGUAUAGAAAUCUGAAGAAUUUUUUUAUUCAUUUAUUAAAAUGACAGCAUAUAUAGGGGAGUAAACACUUUUAAAUGAAAAUUUGGGAACAUUUGAAUUAAUAUAUUAGAUCUCUCCUAUUGAAACAAAGAUAAUUGUAACAGCCUAUAGUUAUGAUUUUCCUAUUUUCACUAAAGAGAUUUUGGAUGGUUCAUAAAAAAUUGAAACAGAAUUUUAAAUUUAAAGGAAUAUUAUUACAUCAUGGCAUUAUUUGCUUUUAGAAUUAAAAGAUAAUGAACUCAAUAUUAAAAUAACUUUUUAUGAUUAGUAUUUAAAAAAUAACUAAUUUUAUGAGGCUUAAGUUUAAGUAUGGUAAUUUCAUAAUUGUUAAUAUAAAAUAAGAUAUGGAAAUAUCUAGUAGGAUUUGUAAAAUUAUGUAAAUAUUUCAGUAAGAAAUUUAUAAUUUAUUAACUGCUAAUAUGAUUAAAGGAUAUCAAGAUGUCAUCCUAAUUGUUUAGAAUGUGAUGGUCCUGGUAACAUGCAUUGUUUGUCUUGUUCAGCUGAAGAUUAGAGAGUGUAUCAUGCACAAUUUAAAUAAUGCAUAUGUUCAUAUUCUACAUUUGAAUAUAAGAAUAAAUGUGUAAGCUAUUAAGAUUCAAAUCUAUCUUUAAAAAGAAGAUCAUAAAAUACUAAUUUAAAGUGCAAAGCAGGUUAUUUUGAAUUUGAAGGAGAUUGUGUAAAAUGGUAUUUUAUUAGUUAAUUUUUAGUCCUUCUAGAGUAAAAAAUGAUUUGGUUACUUGUUUCGACUGUUAUUCAAAUGUUGAGAAUUGGAGUUUACAAUCUAUUUGUUAAAAUGAUCUUUAUAUUCCUUUAUCUUUGGAAAUUGCAACAACUCUUAUAUUAAAUUUUCCUUUGUAAUUUCUUUACGAUGGAUUUGAUUUGAUAAUAUGUGAUUAUUGUUUCAUUUAUAAUAAUAAUCAAGAGUUGUAAAACGAAGAUAGUGUUUAUGAAUUAUAUUUACAUAAAUCUUCGAAUUUCAAAUUCUUUUGUUCAUAGUUAAGUGAAUAUAAUGAAGAUAAAAGAUGUACACUAUGUAAUGUCGCUUAUUGCCUGAAAUGUGCUAUUUAACUUGAGGGAAUGGUUUGUUUGCUUUGUAGAGAGAACUUAGUUUUAGUGAAUGGAGAAUGUAAAAAUUAAAUUAAUAAUUAUAUUUAUUAAUCUUGUUAACCUCCAUAUUAUACAUCAUAUCUUAAAGAAUGCAAGAUUUGCCCAAUAAAUAAAUGUUAAUAUUGUUUUGAGUAUUUUGAUGAGUAUAGAUAUAUGAAUACUCUUGAAAAAGGAGAAAAGGAUUUUUAAGUUAUUGAUAUUGAUUUGAUUAAAAUCGGUUGUGUCUUAUGCGAGGAUGGAUAUAUUUUUAAUUUUAAUUUAGGAUUAUGUUUAAAAUAAGCAUCAAGAAUAGAAAAUUGUUUAACAUCUUAUGUAUUAUAAUUAGAAGAAAUCUGUAUUAUAUCUUAAUUAAAUAAAUUUUAAGUAUCCCUUAUAAUUAAUGAUUGUGAUAAUUAUAUAAUUAAUUGUAAUAUAUGUGCAUAAGAUUAUGAUAAAAUUGUUUUUUGUAUUGAAUGCAAAAUUGGAUUUUUGUUAUAAAACAGAUAAUGUUAUCUAAGUGAAGAAUAAGGAUCAAGCUAUCCUUAAGAUAUUAGGGAUUUGCAAGUGAAAGCCUUUUUAUUAGUCUAUAAUUUUGAUUCUUAUAAAGCCUAAAAUUAUAAUUAAACACCUUUGUCUAAUUAUUGUGGUAAGAAUUGCUUAAAAUGCAAUAAGUAUGAUGAGUAAUAUGUUUGUGAUGAAUGCAAACUAGAAUAUUUUGAAGAAACAAUCAAAAUUUAAUAUUAAUUUUAUUGUCCACUUUGCCCUCGACUUUGUUAGGUAUGUAAAUCUCGUUCAUCAGUUUAAUUAUAAGUAAUUUAUAAUAAAUAAUUAGGCUAUGAAUCCUUUGUUUUUAUUUACAUAAGAAAAUUAAAAAAAUUUUAUUUACACAUAAUAAUGUCUUUUACCUAUUAUGGAUCCAUUUGUUUUUUAUGAUCCUUAUCAAAAAAUAACAAAAUAUUGCAUUGAUGAUAAUUGUGACAAUGAAUUUUAAUUAGAAACCUAUGAGUAUAGUUGCUUUUUUAAUAGGUUUCCUACAACUCUUCACUAUUUCAACAUUAAUUCUGAAUAUUAUAACCAUAUUGGUAUGUAAACCUUUACUUUCAAUGUAUACUUCGAAAUUUAUUAAAAUUUAUGCAUAAUGGUUCCAAGUUUCCAAAGUAGAGCAACAAUAAAAGAGGAAGUCUUUGCACUUAAUAAUGCUAUAAUUAAUCUAAUAUCAUUGAAUUCUGUUUUCUUUCAUUUUGGAAAUUCUAUAUUGCUUUAUGAUUAUGAUACUGUGAAUUUUAUUGAUUUUGGUUUUGUAUAUCCAAUUGAAACGUAAGAGAAUUUUCAAUUGUUUAAUAGCCAUAAUCAAAUUGAUUUAAACAUCAUCAACUGUACAAUAUAGAAUAGCAGUAUCACUAAUAUCAGAUCUAUAUUUUAAGCAGACUAAUUUGGUUAAAUUAAUAUAUAAAAUUUUUCAAUUAUAAACACAACCAUAAAAAAUUCCUCAUUUUUUAAUUUCUAAUUAUUCAAAUUUGAAGGAUAAAUGACUAUUGUUUCUUUAUAUAUUUACAAUUGUACUAUUAUAGAUUCUUAAUUAUUUUAAUUUUCAUAAAACUUGUAUGAUAUUAACAUUUAAAAUAUGACUUCAGAUUCAAAUAUAUUUAAAAAUGCUUCUAUUUUUACUUUAUAUAUUAAUUACAUAGAAGAGACAACAUUAUUUUUUAAAGACUUAUUAAUUUAAAGAAAUUAAUUUGAUCAUUCUUAUUUUCUUUUUUGUUCAUAAAUUAUUACUAUUGAUAUAAGCUAUGUAAUCUUCAAUUUUAAUUAAAUUGAGAAUUCAAUCAUAUUUGGAUUUAGUUAUGGUUUAUUUGCAAAAUAUAUUCAAAUUAAAGAAAAUUAAUUUAUUGAAUCCUAGUUUUUAUAAACAAUUGAAGUAACAAAUGAUCAAAAUACAUUAUAUUUUAUUACUGAAUUAAUAGUAGAGAAAAAUGUACUUCAAAAUGUUAAUCUAUUUCACAUAUUUUCAAAUUCUUAUUCAAAUAAAUUGUAAAUAUCUAUUUCAUAAGUUCAAAUCUAAUUAAAUACAAAAUCAAUUACAACAGAUUAAACAAGUUCAAUAUUUAAUAUCAAUAGCAAAACAUUAGAUAUUAACAAUUGUAUCAUUAGUAAUAACCAAGAAAUUCGUAUAUUUAAUCUUUAUGAUAAUGAAGAUAUAAUUCUCUCAAAUUUAAUAUUCGAAAAUUAAGAAAUGGAAUAAAAAGUUUCUGUUUAAAAGAAUUGCUUUUAAAGAAUAAAUCUAUAAAAUCAAUUAAUUUUGGUAAUGGGUUUUGAUAAGAUAAAAAUAGAAAAAUGUAAGAUUAUAAAAUAAUCCAGUGUUGAUGAAUCACUCAUAGAAAUAGUUUCAAGUAAAUUUAAAUAAUCACUUGGAUAAAUAAUUAUUAAAAACAUUGAAUUUUAUGGAAAUCUCAUACAAUAACUUAAUUAAGUCUAAUCCUUUUCAAUGUUGGCCAUUCUUUCAGAAAAUUAAAUUGAUUUUGUAAUGGAAGAUUUAAAAUAUCAAAAUAAUUUUAUGCAUGUAUAUACUGAAAGUACCUUACAGUAAUCAGCUAGUUUAUUAUACAUUAAUUCAGCUCCAAGUACUAUUUAUAUUAAUAAUCUUAAUGGCAUCCAAAAUUCAAUGACUAACUCAUCUAAUUCUUUUAUAAGAAUUACAUCUAAAGAUUUAAAGUUAAGCAAUAUUUUAAUUAAGAAUCAUAACAUUUUACCAUUUAAUGUUUGGAAAGAUUAUUAUCCUAUUAACAUAAUGAAUGUGGAAGAUUAAAAAGAAAUUAAUCUCUUUAUAAUGCAGAUCUAUCAUAUUAAAACUAUUGGAGGAGCAGCAUAAUUUGAAGUAAGUAAAUUGGAAUGUUUGAAUUGCACUUUUCAAGAGAUAUUGGCAGCAAAAAGUUCAGUUUUUGACAUUGUCACUUAGAAUGAAGGAAUUUUAGUGAUAUAGAAUUUCUAGGUUGAUACAACAACAAAUAGUUUAGUUGAAUAAACUGAAAGUUCUGGUUGCUUAAGUGUAAAUUCUCAGAAUAGUUUAUUAAGUUUAACUAUUUCAUAAGCAAAAUUUUCAAAUGUUAUUAAUAGAAUGUCAACAUCUAUUUUCUCAAUAAUACCAUCAUUACUUCAAAAUAAGAUUAUUAUUUAAGAUGUAUCUAUUCUCAACUGUAUUUCAUUAAAGGAUUAGAUAGUUCAUAUAAAGUUCAUUAAUUAAAUUGUUGCUUUGAAUUCUAUCUUAUUCAUAAAUAUAAAGAUAAAAUAAGAUUAAUAAGCAUGGACAUCAUAUUUUUAAAUUAUCGGAUUAAUAAAAUUGUCUGAAAUAUUAGAAUUAACAGGGGAUGAAAAUGCUUUAAUUUAUUUAGAAAAUUGUGAUUUUGAAAUAAGAGAUUUGGUUGUGGAAGGAAUGCUAAUAGCUCCAAUUAUUAAAUUGAUUAAUGUACAAAAUUUGAUAAUCUUUAAUUGUAAUAUAAAUGAUAUAGUCAGUAUGAUUUCAUUAGAUCUCAUUUAAAUUAGUUAAAUAGUUUUUAUUAAAUCUUUAGUUUAUAUAAAAUAACUAAAUAUUAAAAGUGUAAAACUAUUUAAAUUAGAUACUAUUCCUAUUGUUCAACCUGCUUAAUUUUAAGCUGAUUAUUUUAUAGAUGGAUGUUCAUUUAUGAAUAAUUCCUUUUUUGCUGAAUCUCCAGCUGAUUUUCUACAUACCAAUAUUAAUUAAUUAUAAAAAUCAAACUACUAAAGAAAUUCAGUCAUAUCUAUUAUGAGUUAAUAAAAUUUAAGUACUAUCCUAUUAGAAAUGAUAACAAUUGACUAGAAUACUUUUGAAACAACCUUAAAUGGAAUUAUUUAUUUUGAUGUUGCAUAUUUUUAGAAAAUAAUUAUCUCAAAUGUGAUUUGUAUUAAAAAUAUUAUAAAUGAAUUUGGAUGCCUUCAUUUUGUAGGCAAUAAUUCAGUAACUUCAAAAAUUUAUAUCAAAGAUUCAAAUUUCAUUGAUAAUAAAGGUAAAAAAGGAGUUGCUAUUAAAAUUACUGAUAUAUCUUUUGAUAUAAAAAAUUGUAAAAUUGCUUCUAAUGUGGCAAGCACUCAAGGUGGGGCUUUGUAUCUAAAAAUAAAUUCAAAAAUCUUUAGAAUAUUAAAAACAUUGAUAAUUAAUAAUCAUGCAUAAGAAGGAGGUGGUAUAUAUUUUGAAAAAGAUAACAAUUUAAAUAAUAAGAACUUUAAUAAUUCUUUUUUAUUAUUUAAUUCUGCUAAGAUUUAUGGAAAUAAUCUUGUUGAAAAUCCUACACAUUUAACACUCUAUAUCAAUUCAAAAGAAAUGGCUUCAGAAAAAUAAGUUUAGAAUAAUACAUCCACAUGUAUUUUAUAAAUUAAACCAUAUACAAUAAUUGAAUAAGGAAUAUAUUUAAAGACAAAAAAAUUAAUGAUUCCAAGUAAUUAAGAAAUCAAUGUCUAUUAAUUAUUUAUUUUAUAAGCAUCCUUAUAUCUAAGCUAUAUUAAAAAUAUGAGUCUAUUUUUUAAAAAUAGUAAGGGAGAAAUACUCUUCAAUUUAAAUAGUUCAACAUGUCAUGUAUCCAGUUUUAUUGUUACUAACGAUGGUGAAGAAGUAAAAGGAUCAACAUAUAAUCAUACUUUAUAAUAUGCAUCUGCGACUAAUAACUUUGAAUUAGGUAAACUAGCCUUUAGCCUUAAUCCAUAUGAAUCAAAUUAUAGUCACUUAAAAAUUCAAGCUCUCUGCAAGACUUAAUAUUCUUAACAAGAAUUCAAAUAUAUUAUUAACGCAUAAACUUUUAAAUGUUAAUUAGGAGAAUUUUAUAUUGAAAAUGGAUGUCAAAUUUGUAUUUGGAAUUAAGGUUUUUAUAGUGUCACAUACAAUGCAAUUAAAUGUUCCAUUUAUGAUAAGUAAAAAUUCUAGAGUAUAACCUCUAAUAUGAUUAAUUUGUAUGAGGGAUAUUGGAGACCUAACCCCUUAUCAGAUUAUACAGAAUCAUGUUAUAAAAAUCCUUCAUUUUGUUUAGGAGGGUGGGAAGUUGGAGAUAGUACAUGUAUAUAGGGACACAAAGGUGCUUUAUGUGAAAUGUGUGAUACAUAUAAUGAGAGAGGAGAUGGAAAAUUUUUUAAGGAUUAGUAAAACUUUUAAUGUCAAUCAUGUUCGAAAAAUGAUAACAUUAUACUUCCACUCUUUUUUGCAUUGUUUUAGUAAAUAUAAUUUUAAAUGAUAGGGCUUUAUUAUCAAUAACAUUAUCAUUAAAGAGUAUUAAUAAAUCCAAUUAAUUAUUUGCUUCACUAAAGAUAUUUUAUAAGUUUAGUAAAUUAAUAUUUAAAUUAAGUUAAGGUAAUAAUUAUUGUUUAUAUUUUUAGAUCAUGAAGGAAUAUUAUUAAAAUUGCUAUUAAAUUAUUUAUGGAUAUUUUCAGUUAUUUUUACUUUCAAUAUUAAUUUUUCAUUCUCAUUUAUAUUUAUUGAAUAAUCUAGUAAUAGCUUUUAUUUUAUGGUCAAUAAUUUAGAUUGUUACUUGUCAGAUUUUUAAAUAGAAUUAAUUUAUAUUAAAAUCUUUGUUAUUUUAACAUUAAUGCUAUUGUAAUUCAACUUGAUAUUAGCUCUAUCAUUUUUAUAUCAUAAUAUAACAAAUAAAAAUAUGGAUAACAGUCUUCUUUCAAAUACAUUGAUUUAUUUGUAUGUUUUUAACUAUGGAGGAUUAAUUAAAAUGUACUAUAUAUAUAUUUUCAAUUAGGCUUUGCUCUUCGUUGUCAGUCAGAUAAAUAUCUAAUAUUAACUACAUUUAAGGAGAUGUAUCCUUAUUAUACGAUACUAGUAAUCAUUAAUUAUGGAUCUUUUUUGUGAUUUUACCAUUACUUCUAGUUUUUGGAUGUAUAAUUCCUUUUUCGCUAUUUUUGUUAACUUAUAUUAAAAGAGAUAUUCUUCAUAAAAUUAAACUUAGAAGACAUAUUUGCUACUUAUUUAAUGAAUAUAAUGAUAGUAAUUAUUAUUGGGAAUAGAUAAAAUUAUUGUAAAAAGCAAUUAUAAUUUUAAUAACAACUUAUUUUGAAACAAAUAUUCUAUUAAAAACAUCAUUAUUAGGAUUGUCAUUACUUUUUUAUUAAGCUAUCGCUGUUAAAAAUAAACCUUACAUUAUUUCUAAAUUUAAUAAUCUAGAUUUAUAAUCAGGAUAAAUAUGUUCAAUUACAAUAUUCCUAGCUGCAAUAUAAUAUGAAAGCUAGAAUAUCAAUAAUUAAUAUUUUUCUCUAUUCUUAUAAAUAAUUAUAAUUAUUUUAUUAGUUCGAUUAUGCUACCCAUUUAUAUUAAAUAUGUUUACUAUUUAUUCCAAAAAAUAUAGCCUAUUUUUUGUAAUAACUAUUCAUUCAUGUUUAAAAUAUUUAAAAAAAAAUAUGUAAUGUGAUUAAGUUCUUUACAAUUAUAUACUAAGAGAAAAGGAAAGAAAAGAGAGAUUGAAAAAAAACUUUUAAAAGCUUAAAGAAUUUUUGAUUCCUAAAUCUAAAAUUUCAUUAUAAAAAUAUAAGUAAAUACUAGUUAAUGUAUUUUUAGAGCUGUCACUUUAAAGAAACGCCUUAGAUCUACAACAAAUAGUGGACAUUAUUUAGUUGAAGUAGUGAAUGAAUGA
Molecule: messenger RNA, 8593 nt
Organism: Paramecium pentaurelia
Lineage: Eukaryota; Ciliophora; Oligohymenophorea; Peniculida; Parameciidae
Source: the annotation of a GenBank genome assembly